AUGUUGGUUCUUGCAAUUGGAGAUUUUCAUGUUCCUGAAAGAGCAGUUGGUUUACCAGAAAAAUUCAAACGUCUUUUACAACCUAGAGGUAAGAUACAACAGGUUCUUUGCACAGGCAAUGUAUCAAAUUCGCCUUCAUCGAUGGAAUUCUUGAAGUCGAUCUCGCCAGAUUUUCAGAUGGUGAAAGGAGACCAUGACAGAAAUCUUUGGCUCCCCCUUUCACUAAUGUUUAAAUAUGGAAAACUCCGGGUUGGUCUCAUUAGCGGGUUUGAAGUUGUUCCUAAAUCGGACCCGUUAAGUCUUCUUGCACAGGCCAGAAUGAUGGAUGUUGACAUCCUGAUAUAUGGAUCGACUCACAAAGUUGAGGCUUACACAUUAGAUGGGAAGUUUUUCAUUAAUCCAGGAAGUGCCACUGGUGCUUUUAACAGUGAUAGUAUGGAUGCGGACGAUGUUGAAAUAAUUGAGGGGAUAGUUAAGCAAAAGAAUGAAGCCAAGAAGACCGAGCAAGUGAAAAAAGAUGUGGAGGAAACAGAUGAUAAACCAGAAUCUACAAAUACCAAUGAUGUUGAAGUUAAGCCGGAAGAUGGCGAAACAACUGAGAAAUCAGAUAAACAAGAAGUUGACAAGGAUAAUGAUGAAAAAGAUGAUGAUGGUGCAGGAGAAACACCAUUGGAUGUUGAAAAGCAUCAGGAAGGAAGCAAAGAAGACGAAAAUAAUAAAAAUACAGAGGAAAAGAAGCAGGAAAAUGAACAGGAAAAUCCAAGUGAUACAGAAGAAGCAGACACAAAACUCGAUACUACGGAAAUAGAGCCAUAUAUGGAUCCAAUACCAAGCUUCUGUCUUCUAGACCUGCAAGGAGUCACGUGCACGCUUUAUUUGUAUACUUUGAUUGAUGGUGAUGUGAAGGUGGACAAAUUGGUUUACAAGAAAGAGGAAUCAGCUUGA
Messenger RNA from Brettanomyces bruxellensis, 945 nucleotides. RefSeq lists its product as uncharacterized. Gene Ontology annotation, cellular component: endosome; retromer complex. The record is from RefSeq and is a predicted model, not a curated record. The transcript has a single exon. Lineage: Eukaryota; Fungi; Ascomycota; Pichiomycetes; Pichiales; Pichiaceae. Gene Ontology annotation, biological process: intracellular protein transport; retrograde transport, endosome to Golgi. Bases 1 to 945 code for a protein of 314 amino acids.